Molecule: messenger RNA, 3240 nt
Organism: Folsomia candida
Lineage: Eukaryota; Metazoa; Arthropoda; Collembola; Entomobryomorpha; Isotomidae
Product: interaptin
Exons: 6
Coding region: 149-2989 (946 amino acids)
Source: RefSeq, a predicted model, not a curated record
AACUAAAAUACUUACAAGUGUGUAGUACUAUAGUUGUAAAAUGAAGGUGAUUGAGGUGAUGGCAGAGUGAAAUUGUUCCAUCCAUUCAUUCAUCAGAGUAUUUGUCAUCCAUCGUCACUCUGCAGUCGUUUACUUUUUCGUGUCGGAAAUGUUUGCCAAUUUGAAGAAAAAGAUUGAAUUAGAAGUGGGUGACUUGUCCCGUUUGACGCCUAGUCUUCGAAACUCUGAGAAACUGACCCCUCUGAGCUCUCGACACAAUUCCGUGUCCAGUUUAACGUCCGAAACGUCAACGUCCUAUACGAAUAAGUUGAGCAGUCCGACGACCAACCCUCCCUUUGACCAAGCACAGCACUACGGCAAGCAUCACGAGGGGGCGUCAAACAAUAAUGGGGGGACCAGCAAGUUGGACAACAGUAUACAACAAAAUAAGGUUAAGAGACAGUACGAAGAAAAGAUACAAACUUUAGAGCUGGACUUGGCUUGGCGAUUGAGUUCAAAAGAUGAAGAAAUUACAAAACUAAAGAAGCAAUUGGAGCAUGCCAACACCCUUCUUCAUUCAAAAGAGUUUGAAACUCAUCAGAAAUUGGUACGUGUUCAGGAGGACAUGGAUAGUUUAGAAGGGUACUCACAGCAAGAGACUGCUAAAAUAAAACACCUCCUCUUAAAUCGUGAAGAAGAAUUGAGUGAACUCAGAGCUGCUGUGAUGUUCAAGGACUCAAGACUUGCAGAGUUCGAGAGCCAACUUAAGGGCAUUUCUUCUGAAAAUGACCGGUUGGAAAAAAAUUGGGAUGAAGUUGUAAGUAGGCAAUCUAUUCAAAAACAACAGCAACAACACUGUAUCAGUGACGAAGAACAGUCUAGGUUGCUGGUGCUGCAACAACUACAGGAGAAAGUACAACUAUUAGAAACAGCUAAAACUGAAUUGGAAGCAUCACUCCAGUCCAAACAAGAAGCUAGUGAUAAAUUAUUAUCUGAUUUAGUCAACACUCGUCAAACGGCGGAUUUGUCAGCGGAAAACCUACGAAAAGAAAACUCUUUAGUUUUAAAAGAGUUGAAAGAUCUUCAAGUCAAACUCAACAAAGUUACCCAAGAUAAAGACGAGUCCAUCUCUAACUUGCAGUCCGAGUCAAAAAAAUUCCAGGAAGCCUUGUCUACCGCACAGCUAGAAUUAAAAAAAAUUGAACAAGCUAAAACAUUAAUGGAAUCGGAAUUAAAAAGCACACAUGCUAGACUUGACCAAUUUCAGAAGGAUAAUAAUUCGCUACAGGCAGAACUAGAUUUGCAUACUUCUGAGCAACAAGGACUAGGACAUCAGUUGCAAGAGAAGGAUUCAAUUCUCAGCGAAUUACAGCAGCAUAUUUCCCAAUUGAAGGAAAGUGUUACAAGCCAUGAAAACGAGAAACUCGGUCUUUCGAGUCAGUUGAGCGAUUUACAUACAACAUUAACCACCAAGAACACAGAAUUACAACUCGUGCAAGAUAAAGUUUAUGUUUUGGAAAACAAAAUAGUAGAAAUGGAUCUUCGAGAUAAGAGUUCAGAAUCUGAAAACAUACAAAGACUGAACGAAGAUGUCCAGCAGAAGGAACACAUAAUAUUGCAGUUGAAAGCUCAAGUUGAAGAUAUGGACAAAAAGAGUGGUGAUUUACUCGAUGAAAUUGCUAAAGCCCAAGCAAAAUAUAACGUAAUUCAACAAGAUUGUGACAAAAAUAACUUGAUGAUGAAGAGUUUGGAGGAUAAAUUAGAAACCAAAGUGCAGGAAGUUUCUCAGCUCGAAACUAGAUUACAAGCUUUAGAAACCACAGAAAGAGAAAACGGAUUGUUAACUCGACAAAUAUCAGAAAUUCAAGCAAAAUAUGACACCAUGCAAGGGGAGUAUGACACAAAUAAUUCCAAAGAUAAGGAAAACUUUGCAAAUUUAUCAUCCGAAUUGACGAGAUAUAAAGAAUUGGUGCAUCAGAAUGAGAGCAUAAAAACUUCUCUUCAAUCCCAGUUGACGGGGAUGCAGGAAAGGGUUUCUCAACUUGAGCUUGACAAAAAUACUUUGCAUGCGGAAAUCAAAGCACACGUGUCUCAGCAAUCUGGAUUCGACAAUACUCUCAAAGAACGGGAUGCAAUUGCAAGCGAUUUGCGACUUCGGUUGACCGAAUUAACAGAAAACAUUCAUAACCAAGAAAAUAUAGUUUCAACAAUGAACAAUGAACUCGAUGGUUUGAAAUCCGAGCUGCAAAAGAAACAAGAUCAAUUACAACUCUCGGAAGAAAAUUCGUCUCGUUUACAGUCUAAACUGACAGAGAAAAUCAUGGAGGAUGCGAGUAUAUCAUCUGAAGCAAUAAAACGGUUGGAAAUAGAACUCGAAGAGAAAAAUGACACUAUUGCAAAUUUUCAAUCACAAGUUGAUGAAAUGGCUACCUUUGAAAUCGAGAACAGUGAGUUGGUGCUUCAAAUCUCUGAAAUGCAAUCAAAGUGUGACGAGUUGGAAGAAGAAAACAACUUCUUGAAAAAUUCUGCUCAGCAAGGCGAUGAUGAUGCAUUAAAACGAAAAAUUUCUGAUUUAGAAGGAGAUUUGCUAGACAAAACACAGAUGUUGAAGCAACAAUCGUUACAACUUCAAGACCUAAGGAGGUCACUAGCCAAAGAAAUCAACAAAAACCAAUCCCUCUCAGAAUCUGCCUCUCCAAUGGAAAUGGCAUCAUCAUUCCAGUGCAAUGGAGCUGCAGCUUCUGCUACGAGUCAAUUAAUAUUGUCUUCGUCGUCAUCCUCAGGGACAUCAACACAACCGCCAACCCUUCCUCCUCAGGAGACGGAUGUAAAUUUCAUGUAUCUUCGGUCAGUUCUCUUUAAAUAUCUCACUACAACGGAUGCCCAAGUUACACAACAAUUGACUAGAGUUGUGGCCACCCUACUUCAUUUGAAUGAAGAGGAGUCACACUUACUGAGUCAGGCCACCGAAUCCAGGAAAGGUUUCCUCCAUGUACUCGGCAAGAGCUGAGCUUAUAAACAUUCCAAUCACUUAAUUAAGAAACACAUUACGUAGUGAUUAAGAUAUUUAUUGACAUAUACAUCCAUAUUUCCGAGUGCAAGUCAGAUAACAUACAAAAAUAUAAAUUACAUUAUAUAUAUAUAUAUGAGUGCAAUUUUAUGACAGCAGAAAUUCCUUGCCGUCCCGCAACCAGUUUGCAAACUUGUGGGUUUGGCCUUAAAUUUUAUUAACAAGUGAAUAAAAAAAUGCAGAAAGUAAAA